AUGAACAUUGUGGGAAAGCUCAGUUUAAUGAUACCGUGGAGUAUAUUCUUGCUUCAUUCAUUGCUGUCCUCUUUGCAAGGAUCUGAUUGCAAGCUUUCUCUUUUGAGAAGAACUUCAAGAAAUGAGUUUAAUGCGACUCGACAGAAAAGAGAUCUCGUAACAGCCGAGAUUCGAUCUGCCUCUCCUCAGUCACACCUUCAUGGGGCCUUGACGCGGAGUCCUCCAGGAGGUUCAUGUCCUCAGGAGUGCCUUAACGGAGCAGCCUGCACAGAGGCAGGUGACUGUGACUGUCAGCUAUUUCAGGCUCAAGGAAGCAGGUGCCAAAUUGUACCUAACACUGGUAAGGACCGAGAUGGGAUUUGCAAAUCAUGGGGACAGUAUAAUUUUGAAACAUUUGAUGGCAUUUACUACUACUUCCCGGGAAAUUGCUCCUAUAUUUUUGCAAAAGACUGCAAUACUCCAGAACCCCAGUAUACUGUUUGGGUUCAUAACAGUCCUCACUGUUACGGUUCGGUAUAUACUUGUCAGAGGUCCGUCAGCUUAUUUUUUUCAAACCAAGAAGAAAUAAUUAUUUCAGGACAUGAAGUAAGAAAAGAAGGAAUCAGAUUAAUGUUGCCUCAGACAGUUGGAAAUGCUUUCAUUGAGAGACUAGCUGACUAUAUUCUGGUGAAGACUACCUUUGGUUUUUCUCUUGCUUGGGAUGGAAACUCUGGUAUUUAUAUUAAGCUGACAGAAGAUCAUAAGGGAAAACCUUGUGGCCUCUGUGGAAAUUUUAAUGGCAAUAAAUAUGAUGACCUGAUACUGAAAAAUAUUGGUGAAUAUACAGAAGAUAUUGCUGAAUUUGCAAAUAGCUGGGCUGUGCAAACCUCAAAUGAUAUAGAUUGUGUACCUACUGCCUCAGAUUUUUCCAGUCCUUGUUCAGCUAAUGCAGAACUCACUGAGGACAUAUUCUUCAAGUGCCAAAUAUUCCUACAGUUUCCUUUUCUCAGCUGUCAUGAAAGCAUAGAUCCGUAUUCUUAUAUUUCCAGCUGUAUGAAUGAUCUUUGCAGAGUGGAUGAUGAUGAGACAUACUGCAGGGCGGUGACAGAGUAUGCUAGAGCAUGCUCUCACGCUGGGUCCCCGGUGCGGGACUGGAGGGAUGACUUUCCUGCCUGUACUGAGAAGUGUGAAGACAGCUUUGUACACCGUGACUGUAUCAGUUGCUGUCCACCAACCUGCACAUUUGAAAAAGAUUGUCUUGGCAGCAACUUACACUGCUUAGAUGGCUGUUACUGUCCAGACGGUCUCAUUAUGGAAAAUGGAACUUGUAUCUCUGUGUCAAAUUGUCCUUGUAUUUAUCAUGGAACUGCCUUCCCUGUAGGCUCAAAAAUUGAACAAGAAUGUAGCAACUGUAUUUGUAUUGGUGGCAUUUGGAACUGCACUGAUCAUGAUUGCCCAGCUGAGUGCUCCAUCACAGGUAGCUCUCAUUUCACGACAUUUGAUGGACGUCAUUUUACUUUUCUUGGGAUUUGCCAGUACAUUUUGGUAAAAGGCACCGGGAAAAACAAAUUCACAAUCACUUUACAGAAAGCACCUUGUGGACAAAACUUUGACCACGCCUGCAUUGAGUCUAUAACUCUAGUUCUUGAAGAUGAUGUGAGCAAACAAGUAACUCUCACAAGAUAUGGUAAAGUCCAAACCGGCCCUAACCAAGUUUUUAACCUUAAUGGGGCUAUUGAAAUUCAGAAUAUAUCUUCUUUGUUUGUUCAACUGAAAACUAAUUUUGGUUUGAAGAUAUUGUUUGCUAAAGAUGGAGAGAGAAUCUAUGUUCAAGUUGAUGUUGGCUGGAAGAGAAGAACAUUGGGACUAUGUGGAACAUACAAUGGGAAUUUAAGAGAUGAUUUUCUUUCUCCAGCAGGAAUGAUAGAAGGGACCCCACAACUUCAUGCCAAUGCAUGGAAGGUUUCCUCAGCUUGUUCUGUGCCUAUCAAUAUUCCUGUGGUUGAUCCCUGCAACGUUAAUCAGCAAAAUGCUGGGUAUGCAUCUCACUGUGAUAUCAUCCAUCAAGAAGUUUUUGCUCCCUGCCAUGCCCACAUCAGCCCAGGAUUAUACUACCAGCUAUGCCGCUUUGACGCGUGCAAAUGUGGAAGCAGUUGUUUGUGUAAUGCUCUGGCGCACUAUGCUUAUGUCUGUGGCAAGCAUGGGGUCUUCGUUGACUUCAGAUCUCAUAUUUCUUACUGUGCUGUGAUGUGUCACAGUGGUAUGGUUUAUCAUCAGUGCUCUUCUUUUUGUAAACACUCCUGUGCUUCACUUUCUGUGGCAAAUAUCUGUGGUGAUGACUGUGCAGAAGGAUGUAAUUGUCCUGAUGGGAAAUAUUUUGAAGAGUCGGUCAGCUCUUGUGUAUCAAUAUCUGCCUGUUGUUGUCAUUACAAGGGCAAAACCCUCCAGCCUGGAGAAAUCCUUCCUACGCCAACAGGCUCCUGUCAAUGUUUGAAUGGAACAGUGAAAUGUAUUGAAGACACUACAGAAAAUACAGUUCACAUAUGCCCUGAAGGAAAAAUCUACUAUGACUGCAGAUCUCCUGUGCCUGGAUUACCUGCAGCGGGUGUGAAUUGCGGGAUCUCCUGUGCAAACCUUGCCAUGAAUUUCUCCUGUGUCCCUUCACCACCCUGUGCAAGUGGCUGCAUUUGCCCCCCUGGGAUGGCUGAGCAUAGAGGGAAAUGUUAUAUUCCUGACAGUUGUCCAUGCACCUGGAAAGACAGGGAAUUUCUGUCAGGAGAAAUGAUAGCUACACCAUGUUACACCUGUGUUUGUCGGAGAGGGAUAUUCAAUUGCACUAGUUACCCCUGUCCUGCUGUAUGCACUAUUUAUGGAGAUCGACAUUAUUACACCUUUGAUGGAUUGGAGUAUGAUUAUGUCAGUGACUGCCAAGCUUACCUGCUAAAGAGCACAGAUAACUCAAAUAUAUCUAUAAUUGCUCAGAACAAAAAGUGCUUUGACAAUGAUAUUGUUUGCUCGAAGAAUGUUUUCAUCACUGUUGGAGACACUGAGAUUUAUUUCAGUGAAUCUUCUGAGAAGCAGAAGACCUUAAGGGGACAGGAAAACAAAUCUAACUAUCAGCUUUGGAAGGCUGGAUAUUAUACUGUGAUACACUUUCCAGAACAAGACAUUACAGUUCUGUGGGAUAAGAAGACAAUGAUGCAUGUUAAAGUUGGACCUCGAUGGAAGGGUAAACUUGCAGGUUUGUGUGGAAAUUUUGACAAAUAUACUUCAAAUGAUCUUACUACAUCAAACAACAUGGAGGUGAGAAAUGCACAAGUGUUUGGAGACAGCUGGGUAUUAGGACAGUGCAAGAGCCCAAAUGAAACACUGAGACCAUGUGAGGUACACCAGAGCAAGUUCCCUUAUGCCAAAAAGGAAUGCUCAAUUUUAUACAGUGACGUUUUUGCACCUUGUCGCAACGUGAUUGAUGUGACUUCUUUUGUCAAAAAUUGUCACACAGAUACAUGUAAUUGCAAUCUUGGCGGAGACUGUGAGUGCUUGUGUACCAGUAUUGCUGCUUAUGCCCACAAAUGCUGCCAGCAAGGAGCAGCGAUUCACUGGCGAUCUCCUUCCCUCUGUGCUUAUGACUGUGAAUAUUACAAUCAAGGUCUUGGUGAAGGACCCUAUGUUUUGUCAAGUUAUGGAGAGAAUGACACAAUUAUAGGAGCUAAUGUAUCCAGUAGAAGGAUAUUUCCCCUGCCUAGAACUGGAGCAUAUGGAAAUGUAAUUUUCAGUUUCAUGAUAACUCCAGGCCUUUUCAAAGAUAAAGAUUUAUCGCUCUCUCUUGUUUCCCUUGAAUCUGCUGAAAGACCAAACUACUUUCUGUACGUACACGACAAUGAAACCGUCGGGUUGGAACAGUGGCAGGCAAGUGCCUCCUUUUGGAGACGAGCCACCUUCUUCCACCACCAUGGCUUCUGGAGUCCAGGGCUCAGCGCCUUUGAACUGCACAGUAAAAAAGGCUUUUUCAUCAUUCUCACCUCAUCUGGUGUUAAAGUGGCAAAGUACGAUGAUUCAGAACAAUUCAAACGUUUGAGUAGCUUUAGUAUUGAAGAACUUGAUGCGUCUGUGCCUUAUAGAAGGAUGUGUGAAUGGCGAUACGAAUCUUGUGCUAAUCCUUGUGUUAAAACAUGUAGUGAUCCUGAAGGAAUAGCAUGUAAAUUCCUUCCUCCGGUUGAAGGAUGCCUGCCAUACUGUCCCAAAAACAUGAUCCUUGAUGAGGUCACACUUAAAUGUGUUUAUCCAGAAGACUGCAUACCUGUGACUCCUCCAGAAUCAGCAACUGGAACAAAACCUUCACUGUUAAUCCCUCACACGGGUGCUACCACAGAGAGAAUUCCUCGUACACCUCCUUUAUUUGUUACUUCAGGGACUGAGUCAAUACAUACCGGUGUGACAGCCAAAAUAACCAUGAAGGAAAACACAACUUUAAGGGGAAUGAAUAUGUCAGCACAGUCUAUUACGGACUUUUACUCAUUGGAAGCAGCCACCUAUUCAACAUUCUCAUUACCAAUGUCAUCCAUUCCUAAAAAGCCAAAGGAAUCCAUUAGAUCUACAGUCUUCCCCCUUAGGACAUCAGUAUUACCUUUAAAUGCUACAUUAAUAACCACUUCAGAAAUUACAGAGUACCCAAGCAGAAGUUCUUCAGUAAGUUCUUCAGAAGAAGAUGGAACAAUAUCAGCCAUAUCAGCUGGAAUCAUCACUCGAUCCACUACACCAAUGGUCAUGAAAACAACAAUGAAAGCUACAUCUUUAAAAGCACCUUAUAUUUUUGCAAAAAUACCAGCUAGCUCUUCAGCCAGUCUAUUAGUUGCUUCUGGCACUACUGUAGCCUCUGGGAUUACUACAAAAACCACUGAUUCUUUUGUUGCUGAUUUGGAAUUUUACAGGGCUUCAGCUUCAACUCCUACCGCCAUAGAAACACCCAUGCAUGUGUCACACAAGUCUUUAUUUACAUCUGCAGUGACUCAAGCUUCACAGAUCACUAAAGAAACUCCAAAAAUUACGAUCAUUAAAACAACUGGUGCUACAAGUCCGUUAUCACAGAUGAAGAGCACCUCAUUUACAGCUUCAGAAGCAACCUCAUUUGAAAGAACUGCAGAUAUUUUAGAAAGUGGUCAGACUUCAGAUGAGCAAAGAAAUGUUACCAAGACAAAGUCAACCACAACCGAGAAAUCUUCCCUGCCUUAUUUGACAGUAUCGGCAGUUCAGAUGUCGCCUUUUUCAAGAAAUACAACCUCAGCAAAAAACCUCUCUUUUUCUGGAGUCCUGGGUGUAAUAAUGUCUGAUUGGUCGAAAAUCCCAACGCAGAAAACCAUUAAACCUUAUUUUGGUUUAACAAAGCCCACAGAGCUGCAGACCAGUGGUGGAAUGGCUCUGCCUUCCUCUUCAGAGCCUGUGGAAACACAAACUUCUCUGGCAAGCACAGAAACAAUGACAGCUACAGCUGACAAGGCUUCCUUUGGUACAAUGAUGCAUACGCUGAUGUCUACAUCUUCCCAAUGUGUGCCAAGAUACCUUGAACCUGUCGACAAAUGUAGCCAGUAUGUAUGUGUUAAUACGGGUUGGAUGUUAUACAACCUUUCAAGGAACUGCCCUAAGGAUGUGCAGAAGCCAGACUGUGGUUUUCGAGGAAUGCCAGUUCAAGUUAACACUGAUAGUUGUUGCCCAGAAUGGGAAUGUCCCUGUCAAUGUUCUGUACUGUCUGAACUGAGUGUGAUUACAUUUGACGGAAACAACAUAGCCCUCUGUAAUAUGGCUUCCUACAUUUUAGUCAAGUUACCAGGGGAAAUUAUUGUUGCUCAUAUUGAAAAAUGUCCUGCUAAUCAGAGUGCAAAUUCAAUAAGAAAACUAGUUCCCCCUGCAAGCACUUCAGGGCUCUGUUUUAAGAAAUUAAAUGUAACAACACGCACAUAUAAAUUACUUAUCAAUCGUUUAGCAAGAAAAGUAGUAGUGGAUUCUGUAAUUCAAUCAUUACCAUUUUCAAAAGAAGGACUGAGUAUUCAGGAUACUGGUGCAAUGUAUGUCGUUAAUACCCCAGCUGGUAUUAGCAUCAAGUGGGCUCAUGUUACAGGCAUCAUAGAUAUACAGUAUGGAUUACACUCUAACACAUCCAUGAAGACAGAAGGACUUUGUGGGGUGUGUAAUGGAGAUCCUACUGAUGACCUGAAAAUGCAAAACAGGACCAUAAUUACAAAUAUGGAGGAAAUUGAAGUGUUCAUUAAGAGCUGGGAAAUUGGGAAAUCGCUUGAUGUGACAACCAGGAGGCCAGUAAGAAACUGUACUGAAGACAACUGCACAUACUGUAUGGAACUGUUAAACAGAAGUGUUUUCAUCCCUUGUCACAAGAAAGUGUCACCACAGGAGUUUUGUGAGAAGAUGUGGAUCAACAGUACUUAUUUUUGGAAUUAUGAGUGUGACGCACUUUCUGCCUAUGUGGCUUUAUGCAACAAGCACAACAUCUGCAUUAAAUGGAGGACACCCGAUUACUGCUCAUUGAGUUGUCCUGAGGGCAAGGAAUACCAGCCUUGUGUGCAACCCUGUGAAGCCAAGACAUGCUUGAAUAAAUGGUUCUAUGAAGAUUCUCCCUGUUCCUAUUUGAGGGAAGACUGCGUGUGUAAAAAUGGCACUAUUCUGCACAGAACAGACUCUGACCUCUGUAUACCAGAAGAAAAAUGCACAUGUACAGAUAACAAUGGACAACCCCGGUCUUCUGGUGAGAUCUGGAAUGGGUCCAUGAGAGGCUGUUGCAUGUAUAACUGUUUAGCAAAUGGAAGUGUUGUUGCUGUAGAACCUGAAUGCAUUGAGGAUCCACCACCAGUCUGUGAAAGAGAAGGGGAAGUUAUUGUCCACGUCAUCGAAGAACGAGCUUGCUGUCCGAAGAAAGUCUGUGAAUGUAACAUGUCAUUGUGUGACACCAUUAUUCCAACAUGCAAACCCAAUGAAAAAUUAGUGGUAGGCUACCACCCCCUGUCCUGCUGUCCACAGUACCGAUGUGAAUGUGAUCCUUCAGUUUGUUUCAAUGCUUCCCAGCUGGACUGCAGAGAAGACCAAUUUAUUGUUGAAGCAAAACAGGAAGAUCCCUGUUGUUUCUCUUACCUCUGUGUUUGUGAAUCCUGUAUUGAGCCUGUUCCCUUGUGUAAUGAAGGGGAAAUUCUCACUGUAGACCUUAAUACCAUACAUUACUGUUGUCCUCAUUACUACUGCGUUUGCGAUGAAAAUCUUUGUUCUGAGCCCCAUAUGAAUUGCACAGAUGACAUGACACUUGUGAAGGAAAAAAUACCUGGGCAGUGUUGUCCGGAAUGGCACUGUGAAUGUAGCUGUGAAAACACUACUAUGCUGACCUGUAAAUUGGGAGAAGUUAAAAAAAUAGAUAGUAGCAUUUCCAGCGCUUGUGGAUGCACUCACUACAUUUGUGAGAAGGAUGAUGUGUGUAUCUUCCAAGAGGUGACAGUACUGAAUCCUGGGCAGUCAGUGAUUCAGUACUUGGAUGGAGACCUUUGUUACACUGUACAGUGUUUACAAGAAAAAGAUCAGAACACGGGAUACAAUGCCAUGAAUUUUACAAUGGUGAACUGUUCCCAGCAAUGUGAAGCUCAUCAAAUAUAUAUGCCUUCCUCUAGUCACCAUACUUGUUGUGGUACCUGUCAAAACAUGUCCUGCUCUUUUCAUACCGAGAAUGGAACACUACUUGUGUAUGAGGAAGGAAGCACCUGGAGCUCCAACUGCACCAACUACAAAUGUGCAAAGACUGCUGCGGGGGCCAUCAUACUGGGAUCAAGUGUUGUCUGCCCCCCUUUUAAUGACACUGAAUGUACAAAGAAUGGAGGAAUUGUGCAGAUGUAUAAUGAUGGCUGCUGCAAGACCUGCAAAAAGGAAGAAAGGAUUUGCCAGAAAAUGACAAUCAGGACAACCAUAAGAAAAAAUGACUGUAUAAGUCAAAGCCCGAUAAAUGUGGCUUCUUGUGAUGGAAAAUGCCCGUCUGCAACAAUUUUCAAUGUCAAUAUUGAUAGCCAUUUAAGAUUCUGUAAAUGUUGUCGAGAAAAUGGAACGCGUAACCUGACUGUGCCACUACACUGCUCAGGAAAUGGCACUGAAAUUAUGUACGUCAUUCAAGAGCCUAUAGACUGCUCAUGCCAAUGGAACUGAACAUGACUGUGGACGCAAUUUAAUGUGAAGAAUUAAAAUGAGUUUCCUUUUACCAGACUCCCUUUUUUGACCUUG
This is a messenger RNA of Chroicocephalus ridibundus (black-headed gull), 8244 nucleotides long. It is a transcript of the gene OTOGL, whose product is annotated as otogelin like. Lineage: Eukaryota; Metazoa; Chordata; Aves; Charadriiformes; Laridae. Gene Ontology annotation, molecular function: alpha-L-arabinofuranosidase activity; protein binding. Gene Ontology annotation, biological process: L-arabinose metabolic process. The transcript has 59 exons. The coding region runs from base 1 to 8169 and encodes 2722 amino acids. The record is from RefSeq and is a predicted model, not a curated record. Gene Ontology annotation, cellular component: extracellular matrix.